AUGAAAGAAAGGCUACACAGCUCACACAUUGGGGUGAAUGGAUGCCUACGUCGAGCGAGAGAAUGCCUGUUCUGGCCUGGCAUGACCAGCGAGAUAAAAGAAUUCAUCUCGCAGUGCGAGAGCUGUUGCAUGUACGACAACAAGCAGCAAAGAGAAACCCUGAUGAGCCACGAGACGACAGAGCGUCCAUGGGAGAAAGUCGGCAUUGAUCUAUUCACAAUUGAUGGUAAAGAUUACCUCGUUGUGGUAGAUUACUUCUCAGGAUUCUGGGAGAUUGACCCACUUACAUCCGAUUGCAAAGCACCAACCGUCGUCAAGAAGCUCAAGGCCCAUUUUGCUAGACAUGGAAUUCCAGACGUAGUCAUCAGCGACAAUGGACCACAGUUUUAUUGUGGAGACCCAGGACACCAGCAGUCCAACGGGAAGGCUGAAGCCUCUGUCGAGCAAGCCAAGAAGCUCAUUCGGAAAGGGAAAUCUAGUAGGGAAGACAUAUACUUGGGAUUACUCGCGGUCAGGAACACACCAACUAACUCGAAGGGCUCUAGUCCGGCACAGCGUUUGCUAGGAAGAAGAUGCAAGACCAGGCUACCAACAACGAGGGAGCUGUUGCGUCCCCAGACAGUGUCGACUGAGCUAAUAAAGAAGCAGAAAAAAGAGCAGCAACAACGACAGGCGAAAUACUACGACAGGGGAGCUCGCGACCUGGAGCCAUUGGAUGAAGGGGGCGUAGUGAGAAUGAGGCCGUUUAGGCUUGGGAAGAAGGAAUGGGACAGAGCGACUGUCCGCAAACGGCUUGACGAGAGAUCAUAUGAAAUUGAGACUGACGAUGGUACAACACUCAGAAGAAACCGUGUCGAUAACCGGAUGCAGCAGACACCAUCCCCUGAAGACCAGAGCCCCGCACCGGCAGCCACAGUGCCUGGUCCAGACCCUCCAUCAGUAUCGUCACCAGCAGCUACGUCUGCCACGAAGAAACUCCCACCAAGCGACAAAAGACCAGAAACUCCUGCAAGACCAAAGCGGAUCACCAGGGAACCAGUCUACUUGAAGGACUAUGUCCGACGCUGA
Messenger RNA from Nematostella vectensis (starlet sea anemone), 1068 nucleotides. RefSeq lists its product as uncharacterized. Bases 1 to 1068 code for a protein of 355 amino acids. Gene Ontology annotation, molecular function: nucleic acid binding. The record is from RefSeq and is a predicted model, not a curated record. The transcript has 2 exons. Gene Ontology annotation, biological process: DNA integration. NCBI's taxonomy places the organism in Eukaryota, Metazoa, Cnidaria, Anthozoa, Actiniaria, Edwardsiidae.